AUGUCCCGGACGCAGGCGGGCUCCGGUACGGCGCCAUUCUCCGGCUUGAGGAGAAUCCAGGGCUUCACGCCGCCGAGAGCCUGGCCGACGUACCCAAAGGUCGACUGGGCGCUGGUGACCAGCACGUCGGCGAACCCCAGCAGAUUUAUCUCCGCCCACGCCUUCAUGUCGUGGGUCUUAUUGCCCGUGUUCUGCCAUCCCUCGUGA
Messenger RNA from Spirodela intermedia, 207 nucleotides. The record is from the annotation of a GenBank genome assembly. Lineage: Eukaryota; Viridiplantae; Streptophyta; Magnoliopsida; Alismatales; Araceae.